Messenger RNA from Trichoderma atroviride IMI 206040, 3046 nucleotides. RefSeq lists its product as uncharacterized. The record is from RefSeq and is a predicted model, not a curated record. Gene Ontology annotation, molecular function: oligopeptide transmembrane transporter activity. Gene Ontology annotation, cellular component: fungal-type vacuole membrane. Lineage: Eukaryota; Fungi; Ascomycota; Sordariomycetes; Hypocreales; Hypocreaceae.
GGCACUCGCAAUAACUCAUGGCCUCUCCAUCUCCCCAGGGCCGCAGCUUCACCGUGCGCGGAGUCGCUGCUGGCCUGGGCGUCGGCACCGUGAUAUGCUCUGCCAACAUGUACUUCGGCCUCCAGACGGGCUGGGUGUCCAUCAUGUCGAUGCCGUCCAGCUUGAUGGGCUUUGCCAUCUUCCAGCUGCUGAAGCCGCAUCUGCAGUUCCCCUUCACGCCGGUUGAGAAUGUGCUGGUGCAGAGCGUUGCCGGCGGCAUGGCCAUCAUGCCUCUUGGCUGCGGCUUUGUCGGUGUCAUCCCGGCAAUGAACUACUUGCUAGGCGCCGAUGAGCAGGGUCCCUUGUCACUGAGCAUGUGGCAGCUCAUUGUCUGGUCCAUCGGCCUCUGUUACUUUGGUGUCGUCUUUGCCGUUCCCUUGCGCCACCAGGUCAUCAUUAGAGAACGACUUAGGUUUCCCAGCGGCUUUAGCACCGCCGUGCUCAUUCGCGUCCUCCACGGCCGAGGCCAAAGCUCUUCUGCCCAGGAACUUGAUGCCGCCGCCAAGGGUGGAUUUGCCAGUCUUGCAGAUAGAGAUGACGAUCCUCUGUUAGUCGAUGAGACCAAUUCCAACGUAGCAGACGAAGAGCCAGAGGCGUCGCCAAAAGACGUGGACUGGGCAUACAACAUGAAGCUCCUGCUGGUCAGUUUCUUAGUGUCCGGCAUCUUCACCAUUUGCAACUACUUCCUGCCGAUCUUGAGAGACCUCCCCAUCUUCGGUACUGUUGCGGCCUCCGCUUGGCUUUGGACUUUGAACCCAAGUCUCGCAUAUGUCGGGCAGGGCAUCAUCAUGGGGACCGAGACAACGCUUCACAUGACUCUCGGCGCAGUUGUCGGUUGGGGUAUUCUGAGUCCCUUGGCCAAGAAGAAGGGUUGGGCCCCUGGGCCAGUGGACGAUUGGGAAAAUGGCAGCAAAGGUUGGAUUGUCUGGGUGUCUCUGGCCAUUAUGCUCGUCGAUGCCGUUGUAAGUCUGGCGUACGUUGCCCUUCGGCCUCUUUUCGCAACCCAUGCUACGAGAGCCUUUACUGCAUUGCGAGAACGGUUCCAACGUUCUAGGGUCGCCGUUUUGUUCGAGAGAAGCCAUCAAUACUCCCCAAUCCCUCACGGAGAGGAGGAUCAGGACGAGCCAGCAACUCCCGAUGAUGACAAUGCUUCCAUUGCCUCGAACGAUGAAGAUGCCGGCCUAGAUGACGCCCCAGCCGAGCAGCAAGUCAGCACUCGAAUUGUCACAUGGGGUCUUCUCGCAUCUGUCUUGCUCUGUAUUCUUACAACGCGCAUUGUAUUUGGCGACCUGGUACCCCUGUACGCGGUUGUUACUGCCGUUCUCAUGGCUCUGGUCCUGAGUAUCAUGGGUGUCAGGGCCCUCGGAGAGACUGAUCUCAACCCCGUUUCCGGCAUAAGCAAACUUGCGCAGCUUUUCUUUGCUCUGAUCAUCCCACAAUCUCACAAAUCUAGCGUUCUCAUCAACUUGGUCGCAGGCGCCAUCUCUGAAGCUGGUGCAUUGCAGGCUGGAGACUUGAUGCAAGAUCUCAAGACCGGUCACUUGCUCGGAGCUGCCCCCAAGGCGCAGUUUUGGGGACAGAUUAUAGGUGCAACGUGUGGUGCGCUGUUCAGUGCUUUUGCGUAUCGUAUCUACACGGCAGUAUACGAGAUCCCCGGCAAACUUUUCCAAGUUCCAACGGCCUACGUGUGGAUAUUCACCGCUAGGCUUGUAACCGGACAAGGCCUGCCGUACAUGGCCAAAGAAUGGGCGACUGGAGCCGGUGUUCUUUUUGCUGUCACUACACUGGCGCGAACUUUGUCUGUCGGGAAGCAAUGGCGUUCGCUGAUCCCUGGCGGCAUUGCCGUUGCAGUCGGCAUGUACAACGUGCCCUCAUUUACCUUGGCUCGAGCCAUUGGAGGAAUUUUUAGCUGGUACUGGUUGAGCGUACGAAAACGGUCAACCACGCCGCUCAUCAUCAUUGCAUCGGGCUUCAUCUUGGGAGAAGGUUUCCUGAGCAUUGUGAAUCUAUGGCUACAGGCUCUAAAAGUGCCUCACUAUUAGAAGCUUGCAAUGGCUAGCCAAUGACAACCUUUUCCUGUCCAUUCAGUACUCAUAAACUGCCUCUACCUCUCUACCUCUACGCCAACUUCCAGGACCAUUUCUUCUCUUCUUGACUUUCUGUGGAUUGGCCUUCAGGACUGCAUGUGACGUCAAUCUUCAGUGCUCUAGCGUUCUCCUCGAGAGCUGCAAAGGUGAUUUGCCCAGAGAUGGCACUUGGCAAUGUUGAAGGAGGGUUCUUCGGUGGCACCAUAAGCAGGCCUUGCUUCCAAUGGGUCACGGUGCCGGAUGGGCCCGUUGUAAAUGCUACAUUGCCUGAUUUCGCCUUUAUAAACACCUCGGGGGUCACCUCAGGCUCUGGCAUAGGCUCACUGCGAGAAGUGGCGAAGAAGUUGUCGAACCAGAUCAAGAAGCCGUCCAAGCCAUCCCGAGGCCGCAGCAGCCGUGACUGCCACUUGGCUGUGAAGGACAGCUCUUCUGGCUUAACAGUGUGGAGGUCGAGUGUCUUAAAGGGGUAGGGCUCUCCGCAGAGAGCGGCCUGGGGCAUUGCCUCGACCCUAACGUCAUCAUAGAUGCCUUCUUGCAUAGCUUUCAUGUCGAAUCCAUAGACGUCUCUCCAAAAUGACACAAAUUCUGACAUGUACUCUGUAUCUUGCACGGGAGCCACCCAGAUAGUGGCAGAGCUGGGAACCAGAAGGCCAUCUGGCUUAAGAUACUUAUCUCUAGCGUAGAGGACGCUCGGAAGCAUGGCCUCAUACAGCAGGCAGUAGCCCAUCCACUCGCUGACGAUAAUGUCGACUUGGUCAACAGGCAGCUUAACCUCCUCGAUGGCGCCUUUGAUGCAAGUGAUGAUAUCAGAGAGGCCAUUGUUAAAGAUGUUUUCCGUUGCCUUCUUGAUGAUGUCUGCGUUAUCAACAGCGAUGACUUGAGCCGCACCAGCUUUAGCACAGAACAUGCUCAGAAUACCU